UCGUUGGAAGUCUUUUGAUUCCUUUAAGAUUUUACUUAAUUUGCAAGUUGUUACUGAUCAGAAGAGUAAAGGGUAGUGGAGCUUGAUUUUAGGAUUCUGAAGCAGGGAUGCAUCCACAACUAGCUCAAUCAGAAGCUUCAAACCAACAACACCGAAGAUUUUUUCAAAGGAGAAAAAAUAAGAGAAAAAAUAAUGCACUGUAUUGGCAAAAAAAGAAGAAGGAGUAUGCAAGGGUAGCUGCGGAAAAUAGACACUUGAAAGGCAUAAUUGAGGGGAUGAUUUCCCAGUACUUGAAAGCUCAAGGCAAAAAUUUUCAGAAACAUGAAAAUUAUGUUUCCCACUUAGCCGGCCAGAAUGAUCAUCGAAGCUUUUAUGCCCAGGUCCAACAAGGCGUGGGCUUUCAUACAGCAGGAAAUGAUGACGAGUUCGAUGUUACGGAUGUUUUGGAACUCGAUGAAUUAGACACUCCGUUGUCUAAUGAACUGGAAAAUCCAAAGAAUUUUCAGACUAUCCAGAAAAGUACCAUGAGUGACUUUCUGAAGAAAAUUGAUGACGAUGUUGCAAGCAGCAUUGAUUUCCCUGACUUUAUGGUAUGCUUUGGCGGGGAGCACAAAAAAAUUGGCAGAUAUAGUUUCCCAUCGUCUUUAGUUUCUACCGUGGAAAGAAUCACCAAGGUCUAUGGUGAUGUUUCUGCUGCGUGUUUAAUGAACUCAAGUGUUACGGAGAAAAUCUAUCUAUUUUUCUGUGCUACAAUUAAAGAGAUGGAGGAUCUAAAGCUUCAACAAGUUACAGAGGAAAAACUGUUGAAAUGGAGGGAUGCUAUUAAGGAUGCUCUUCGCAUCAAUUUCAAAGUCGAUUUUGCUAUGCACCAUUUGAAGAGAAUCGCUCGUGCUUAUUUUGGCUUCAUAGGAAGCCAAGAGCUUCAGAGCAUGGAUGACAAAUUGGAUGCCUUGAAAAAGGAGCGUGUGGAGACGUACCAGGAUUUCAAAGACUAUAUUGCUUAUGCAAAAGACUUCUAUGGCAAGUCUGUCAGCACUGGUUUAUUCCCUUGAUCCUUCCAGUUCUCCGGCACCAAGAACUUUCUACAUUUCUAGCUAUUUCGGGUGUUGGUUCUUUAAUUUUGGGCCCUUUUUUUUUUUUUCCCUCUUAUCUGGUUUAUGAAGUUGUUCAUGCGAGAUGGACUAAUUUCUCUCAAGGUUCUGAUGUUAAGGAGUUUUCUAGAUUACGGUCGUUACCUGAAAACAGUACGGUUUA
Messenger RNA from Durio zibethinus, 1254 nucleotides. RefSeq lists its product as uncharacterized. Lineage: Eukaryota; Viridiplantae; Streptophyta; Magnoliopsida; Malvales; Malvaceae. The record is from RefSeq and is a predicted model, not a curated record.